Acanthopagrus latus (yellowfin seabream) is the source of this 8042-nucleotide messenger RNA. RefSeq names its product diacylglycerol kinase, eta (gene dgkh). Lineage: Eukaryota; Metazoa; Chordata; Actinopteri; Spariformes; Sparidae. Gene Ontology annotation, biological process: intracellular signal transduction; lipid phosphorylation; diacylglycerol metabolic process. Bases 438 to 4199 code for a protein of 1253 amino acids. The transcript is spliced from 29 exons. Gene Ontology annotation, molecular function: ATP-dependent diacylglycerol kinase activity; protein binding. The record is from RefSeq and is a predicted model, not a curated record.
AGGCGAUAUCGUGAGCACUCUCCUGAGCGCCGCUUCUUAUUGACUGGCUGAUGGUGGGCUGUGUGUGUGUGUGUGUCUGGUGGUCACCGCCUACUUCGAACACAGUUCUUGAGCGUGAAAGUUGACUUGAGACAAAAUAAAAGCCGAUGUAAGACUGGCAGUGCUCGGGCGCAGUGUUGGUGUCAAACAGCCGCUAGGGUCUGCCGUGCCGCGGACAUGUCCGCCGGCUCACGGAGUGGGUGAGGCGGUCUCUAGCCUCAGUCUGGACUGGCCGUGCUAGCUGGAGCCAUAACCAUCAGCCGAGCGGGGACUGUGGGGUUUUUAUAUGCGGUGGAGCCCAUCCCCACUGUGCCGCGAAAUGCUACAUCCCCUGUGCGUUUACCAGCCCACACACACUCGAGAAAACCCAGCCGUCUUUAUUCUAGAGGCAGUGAGAGAUGACGGCGAGGAGAGACGCUUCCCAGCCGCUCUACAGCUCUCGCCUCCAGGAGAGGAAGGGAGCGGCGGACCAGGCGAAAGCUAACCCCGAUUGGUUUUAUCCCUCCCCUCGACAGGAGCCGGAGAAAGGGCCGGCGUCCGCGCCGGGGAUCCAUGCCCAUGUGGUGGGGGCUGUCGCCGGCUCCGUGGCUGCGGACGAGUCCUCUGACAGCGAAGCAGAGCAGGAAGGCCCACAGAAACUGAUCCGGAAAGUGUCCACCUCAGGACAGAUCAGGAGCAAGACGAGUAUAAAGGAGGGAUUGCUGCUGAAACAGACGAGCUCCUUUCAGAGGUGGAAAAAACGCUACUUCAAACUGAGGGGCCGAACUCUCUAUUAUGCCAAAGAUGCCAAGUCCCUUAUCUUCGAUGAGGUGGACCUGUCAGAUGCCAGCGUUGCAGAGUCCAGCACAAAGAAUGUCAACAACAGUUUCACAGUGAUCACUCCGUUCCGCAGGCUCAUCCUCUGUGCCGAGAACAGGAAAGAGAUGGAGGACUGGAUCAGUUCGCUGAAGUCCGUCCAAUCCAGAGAGCACUACGAGACAGCACAGUUUAAUGUGGAACAUUUCUCAGGGAUGCACAACUGGUACGCCUGCUCCCAUGCACGGCCCACCUUUUGCAACGUCUGCAAAGAUAGCUUGUCCGGGGUCACGUCACACGGCCUCUCCUGUGAAGUGUGCAAAUUCAAAGCCCAUAAACGCUGUGCUGUCAGAGCCACUAACAACUGUAAAUGGACCACCCUGGCUUCUAUAGGGAAGGAUAUUAUUGAGGAUGAGGAUGGGAUUGCCAUGCCUCACCAGUGGUUGGAAGGCAACCUGCCGGUCAGUGCCAAGUGUGCCGUGUGUGAUAAGACGUGUGGCAGUGUGCUGAGACUGCAGGACUGGCGCUGCCUCUGGUGCAAAGCUAUGGUGCACACAGCCUGUAUGGACCUGUACCCCCGCAAGUGUCCUCUAGGUCAGUGCAAAGUCUCCAUCAUCCCCCCUACGGCGCUCAACAGCAUUGACUCAGAUGGCUUCUGGAAGGCCACCUGUCCCCCAUCGUGUGCUAGUCCCCUCCUCGUGUUUGUCAACUCGAAAAGUGGUGACAACCAGGGAGUGAAAUUCCUGCGACGCUUUAAGCAGCUUCUCAAUCCGGCUCAAGUCUUUGACCUGGUCAACGGUGGGCCUCACCUUGGUCUGCGCCUGUUUCAGAAGUUUGACAACUUCCGGAUCCUGGUGUGUGGAGGUGAUGGGAGUGUGGGCUGGGUGCUCUCAGAGAUUGACAAACUAAAUCUUCACAAACAGUGCCAGCUGGGGGUGUUGCCCUUAGGCACGGGCAAUGAUCUGGCACGCGUCCUGGGCUGGGGCCCAUCGUGUGAUGACGACACACAGCUGCCACAGAUCCUGGAGAAGUUGGAGAGAGCAAGCACCAAGAUGCUGGACCGCUGGAGCAUCAUGACCUAUGAGAUUAAGAUCCCACCCAAACACAGCUGCCCCACCACGCCUGAGGGAGCUGACAACUGCCAGUUUCACAUUUCAGCUUAUGAAGACUCAGUUGCUGCUCACCUCACUAAGAUCCUUAACUCUGAGCAGCACUCUGUGGUCAUCUCCUCUGCCAAGAUCCUGUGCGAAACGGUCAAGGAUUUUGUUGCCAAAGUGGGGAAAGCCUAUGAAAAGAGUGCAGAGAACGCUGAGGAGUGUGACACAAUGUCUCUGAAAUGUGCCAUCCUGAACGAGAAACUGGACUCCCUCCUCCAGACCCUCAACACGGAGUGCCAGGCUCUACCUCAACAUCCCCACUCCACACCUCCCAUUGUGGAGGAGGAGCAGGAGGAGGAGGAAGAGGAGGAGGCCAGCGAGGAGAGCCUGACGGAGCUGAAGGAGAAGCUGGAGGAGGAGGAGACAGAGAAAGGACACCAGCUGUUCAAAAGCAGGGAGCAGCUUAUGCUCAGGGCCAACAGUCUGAAGAAAGCUGUGCGACAGAUCAUAGAACAGGCUGAGAGAGUGGUUGAUGAGCAGAACGCCCAUACAGAGGAAACUGAGCUGCCCUCUCCCCUGGAGUUCAGAAAGGACAGCGAGGAGGAGAACAGAGACAGUGAGAAGGAUGAGGAUACCAAGGAACUGGAAGCAGUACCAUCUGCUAAGAGUCCCUGUUCGCCGACGGAGAGGAGGGUGAGCCGCAGCACCCAGUCCUGUGGCUCCUUCACCAUCACCCCCUUCACCACCAGCAAGGAGAACCUCCCUGUGCUCAACACACGCAUCAUCUGUCCUGGCUUGCGGGCAGGUCUGGCUGCCUCUAUCGCUGGCAGCUCCAUCAUUAGCAAGAUGCUGCUGGCUAACAUUGACCCCUUCGGUGCCACACCCUUCAUUGACCCCGACCUCGACUCCCUAGAGGGCUACAUGGAGAAGUGUGUGAUGAACAACUAUUUUGGCAUUGGCCUGGAUGCCAAGAUCUCCUUGGAGUUCAACAACAAGCGAGAGGAGCAUCCAGAGAAAUGCAGGAGUCGUACCAAGAACAUGAUGUGGUAUGGUGUGUUGGGCACGAAGGAGCUUCUGCAGAGAACCUACAAGAACCUGGAGCAGAAGGUCCAGCUAGAGUGUGAUGGCCAGUACAUCCCCCUGCCCAGCCUUCAGGGGAUCGCAGUGUUAAACAUUCCUAGCUACGCAGGUGGGACCAACUUUUGGGGCGGCACCAAGGAGGAUGAUAUCUUCUGUGCCCCAUCAUUUGAUGACAAGAUCCUCGAAGUUGUGGCUGUCUUUGGGAGCAUGCAGAUGGCUGUGUCCAGAGUCAUUAAACUGCAGCACCACCGCAUAGCACAGUGUCGAACUGUGAAGAUCACUAUCCUGGGUGAUGAGGGGGUUCCCAUUCAAGUGGAUGGUGAGGCCUGGAUUCAACCGCCUGGAGUCAUCAAGAUCCAGCACAAAAACAGAGCUCAGAUGCUCACCAGAGACCGGGCGUUUGAGAACACAUUGAAGUCGUGGGAGGACAAACUGAAGUAUGAUAAGCCUCCUUUGAGGCCUCACCUCUACCCACAGCAGUCUGUGGAUCUGGCUACAGAGGAGGAGGCCGCCCUGGUGCAGAUGUGCGCCCGGGCUGCCGAGGAGCUCAUUACGAGGAUAUGCGAGGCUGCAAAGACCAAUGGGCUUUUAGAGCAGGAGCUGGCUCAUGCUGUUAAUGCUGCUUCCCACGCCAUCAACAAAACACACCCGAAGUUCCCAGAGAAUCUGACCAGGAACACAGCUAUAGAGGUGGCCAGCACUGUCAAGGCUCUGUACAACGAGACAGAGUCUCUUCUGUUGGGCCGAGUCUCUCUGCAACUGGACCCGCCAGAGGAGGAGCAACUGUCCAAUGCUCUGCAGAGUUUGGAGUUGGAACUGGGCAAACUGGGAGAGAUCCCCUGGCUCUACCAUAUACUGCAGCCAAAUGAUGAGGAGGUUGACUGUGCUUAUGUACCAGGACCACUCACUGGGUUACGGCAAGAGGAACAGUCGCAGCAGCAUGUUUCGAAUAGUGCCCAAGUUCAAGAAAGAGAAGGCCGCCAAGAAGACGAGUCCUCAGUCAGUGGAGAGAUGGGGCACGGAGGAGGUGGGCGUCUGGCUGGAACAGCUGAGCCUGGGGGAGUACAGAGACACAUUCAUCCGACACGACAUCAGAGGCUCGGAGCUACUUCACCUGGAGAGGAGAGACCUGAAGGAUCUGGGGAUAUCGAAAGUGGGUCAUAUGAAGAGAAUUCUCCAGGGAACUAAGGACCUGGCCAAGGCCUCCAUGGUUGACCUCUAACCUGAAAGCAGAUAUCACCAGAGAGGGGAAACAAAAAUCUCCAUUACAUCAGUGGAGCAGUUUGGAAGCACCAUAGACAAUGGAGGAGAGGAUAGGUAUUCAAGGAGAGUUGGAUUUUAUCCCUCUUCUUAGAAAACCUUUGUGAUGUUGUUAACAAGAUACGUUCAUGUGUUUGUUUGUGCUUUGGUGCCAAAAUGAGAGUUAAGAACGCUGAUGGAAGUGCAAAAGGAAGUCACGGAUUUUCACAAUAUAAGCCAUUUCUAAGUUUAUAUCCAUUCAUAGCACACAAUCAGGUAUGCAACUAACCAUACUCUUGACAGUUGACUUGUCUGAGUUAACAAACUAGUAGCUAAACCAGGACUUCCAUCAGUGUGGGAUUAAGUUUCAGUUUAGUUCAGUAUGCAUUCAAAUGUGAUGUUUGCUGGAUCUCUGCCUCACUUUCCAGAAGUGGAGAUGCGUUUGAGGGAGGUUUCAGUAGCACCGCUGCUCAGUCCAGACAGGGAAGAUACAUUUGUAACAUCACAGACAAGGUGGUAAUCUGGAAGGUGUGGGAUACUGUCGCAUGCUGUGCUUGCUCAAUUUUAGAUAUGUUUAAUUGCAUGAUUAAUGUCUUGAUUUUUUUGUGUGCAAAAUAACACUUGAACAAGUUUUACAUGACUUUAGUAUUAUGAUGCCAUUUGUUACUACUGAAAGCAUCCCUUUUGGUCUAAAUCCAACUUUUUUCUAGCUUUAAUUUAUUUUGUUUGCAUGACAAUGAUGUGUCAAAGAUUUUUUGUCAAGUGCCAUAUUUUGAGUCAUUUAAAAAAUGUAAAAUGUGCUUUAUUGGUAGACAUCAUAAGAAGUUUUUUGAUGAGGUAUGAAUAUAUGGAAUUAAUAUCUGUAAGUUGACACGUUCUCUGUGGAAGUGAAAAUCAGUACCAAAGUGAAUGUCUGAGAAAAAAACAUGAUCACCUGAUGGAUUUGUUCCGAUUGCACCUCUUAAUUUAAUAAACCAGUAGGUCUUAGGUCGUAAAUCCAUUUAAAGUGGGAUGAAGGAUUAGUGUUAGUCAGGAAGGAAGUCAAAUUGUUGGUCUGAAGCCAACCAUAGAUACUGUAGGGUUGUUGAGUUUUUUAAGGAAUACUUAAAAAGCACUUUUAAAUUCUUGCGUCAUGCAAGUGCAAAUUCUCAUAUCAUUACAUCGGAUUAACGGUUCACCUCAACUUUUUAACUUCAGUCAAUUUAUCACAGUAUUUAACACUAAUGAGAAUAGGCGUUAGAUAUCAGUUCUGAACAUGUAAUAGAGCAGUUGAUCUGCGGUCUGCAUAGCAUUGUUCAAGUGCAGCUUUUUGUUUCUUCAAUCGUAAGUUAGGCGUUGAUAGGACUUUACUUUUUCUUUACUUUAGUUUCUUUUAAGACUGGUGGCAUUACAGGGUAUAUUUCUAUUUGUGAUGCUAAGUUUGUAUAUAUACAUAUGCACUGUAUAUACAGUAUACCAGUGUAUGCAGACAAUGUUUGUAAGUGUUGUAGUCUAAUGCAUUUGUAGAUUUCUGACAUGGCAUGCAUUGUCGACAGCUUACACAUCUGAUUGUGUAUAUUACACCAUAACAAUUGUGUAUUGUUGAUUUGGUUCUAAUCUCUUGUAUAUGAUAAUGCUGUUGUAUUCUAAUGAUGGUGCAAUAUUUUAUCUCUUGUUUUGAUACUGUCUCUGCAGCUUUCUGACAUGAUGUUUCUCAGUGGGGAGAAAACCUUGAAAGAGUUUUUUUGUACACAUACUUCCCCUCAAGAUUUGGGGAUUAGAUUUUAAAAAUUAGACCCGUAGACAGACUGCUCUUUCCUACCAACUCAAAAUUUCUUCCAGCGGUUCACUAGUUUGUAGUUUGGCUCCUCUGUGCUUCCAAGAUGAUACACUAAAGUAGGACUGUGUCAAUGAAUGAGUAGAGUGGGCAGACAUGACUGUUGUGUUAAUAUGUAUUAUGUAUCACAAUGUAUUUGUGUGUGUUUGAGUGUGUCUACUACAACAGUGGCAUAUUGUACUUUAUCAGCAAUUGUAUGCUUUACCAUUGCCAACUAAUUUUAUCAUUUAAUAUCUAUCAUUUAGUUUCCCUCUUUGGAUAAUAUUUUGUCUGUUGGUUUUAAUUCUUCAGACUAAUAUGUGUUCUGUUAAGAAUUAGUUUUAAAACCUACUUUUUUGUUUUAAUCAUUUCUGAAUGCUUACAAUUAUCAAGGCAAACUGUUUUGGUAACACUUUACAAUAACCAUCAUUAAUACCUGGUCAGUUUAUAGGUAAUUAAACUUUGGUUGAUAGUAAUUUCACUGUUAAUAAUCAAAUGCUUUUUUAACCUUUGAUUAAGCAGUUGUCUUUUGUAAAGUUGUGACUUCCACAAUUCAAGAAACUCAACAAAUUGUUCAGAGGCUUGUAAAGACCCUCAUAGGUCUCCCUGUUCACGUAACAUUACAGUCCGCUCACAUAUGGCCAUUAAAAAGUGAUUGAUACAUUUAAAUUGCCAUAAAAUGUUUCAUAGAGCCCCUUUAAUAAAUGCUGUGUACUUAGCGAUUAUAAAGUUGCAAGAGAUGAUUAUAAACCGUUAUCAUUACUUAAUAACUUGUUGAUGAAGCAUUUCAUUGAGAUUAACAGUGAAAUAACUAUGACCUAUACAUUUAAAAAUAAAUACCAUUUAUUAAUGAUGUUUAUUAUAUGGUGUAGGCCACGUUUUGACCAAGUAUCCUAAAUAAUGUUAGAAUGGGAAUGAAUCAGAGGCUGAAUUGGCAGUAAACAUGUGUUAUCGCUACAGUCCCAACAGAGGGCGACCUAUUACAUCUAACAUCUACAGACCCUGACUAUGUCAAAGAGUAUCACUUGGCUGUUGCUUAUGACAACAAUCAGUUGUGUCACACUACUGUGUUCAGUAUGCUGUCCUUAUGCGCAUAGGCAUGCAGAAAUCAAUCAGCCUGUGAAUCACAUUCUAAUUCAAGAUUUUUUUCAUCCACACACUAGUGUUGAUCCUGCAACUCACAGCCAAAGAUAGGUAAUAUUAUGUGCAAAACAUCAGAGAUUUGUUCCCAUUUUAUUGCACCUGACUGAAGAUCAUUUAACCUCAUGGAUGGAAAUCAGCCUAUAUUUAUUUAGUUCUUUGUUAACUUUGUGAUGACAUUUGGCCUUUCGCUAGCCAGAAGCUCUGGAUGUAGCAUCCACUGAAUCUCACGCGUUUUGGCCCCAGACACCAGGUGAGAGGAUGCUUGACCUUUCCAUACAAAGUGGAAGUAGCCACCUUUCUCCCUUGCUGUGUUUUCCAGUGGUCUGUAAAUAAUGCUGCAAACUGCCUGGUUUUCAGAAACCAACAAAACCCAUGCAAGGAUCUCAGAAAGACAGGAUAACAUAUAGUCUUUGACGUGGUUCCUAAAGUGAUGGGAGAAAAGUGAGUUUCAUUUGUUUACAUUAUGUUUACAAUGGCACAGUUUUAAUUUGUAAGAAUAUAUAUGUAGGUAUAAACAAUAUUUGCAUAUUUAUUGCCUAAGGUUAAAUGAUAUGAUGUGUAUUGUGUUUUCACAUUUGGAAUAUAAUGUUACAGUUGUCACCUGUAUUACUAUCUGGAUGAUUUUGGUAAAGUAGUUGAUCAUUUUUAUGACUACUAAGUGACUGUUUUCUGUGCCUUUUUAUGGUUAGAGUGCAUGGUUAACUAUUUAUUACAAUUUGGAGUCACUGAGAUGUGUAUUUUUGUAUUCUGAAUAAAUAAAUGGUUCAGCUUUUGUUGUACAUUUUUAAGGUGCCUUAAAAUAGGCUACCUGUUCAUAUCUCUCUUCUUCAAUAAAACCAAAUACAUAUGCAGUA